Lethenteron reissneri (Far Eastern brook lamprey) is the source of this 14294-nucleotide messenger RNA. RefSeq names its product potassium voltage-gated channel subfamily B member 1-like. Gene Ontology annotation, biological process: potassium ion transmembrane transport; protein homooligomerization; action potential. The record is from RefSeq and is a predicted model, not a curated record. Gene Ontology annotation, molecular function: protein binding; delayed rectifier potassium channel activity. Lineage: Eukaryota; Metazoa; Chordata; Hyperoartia; Petromyzontiformes; Petromyzontidae. Gene Ontology annotation, cellular component: membrane; voltage-gated potassium channel complex.
AAGACAAAGACGAGGGGAAAUUUAUGGCAAGUGUGGAGUGACACAACUACACAAAUAACAACUGUUACUACAAUUACCACAACAGCCAAUAAUAACAAGAGUAAUAUGAGUACACAUCAUAAUGGGCCAUGUGGACUGGUGGAUAUGAGCCUUUGCGUGGAUUUCCGAUGCAAGCGGUGACCACGGAGAGCGAACUUAUCUUGACGUGGAGAACAGAGGAAAUUUCUGUUGUGUUGGGAAGAGGACAGAGAGAAGAGGAGGACAGGGUUGUCAUCAGUUCGUCUUGUCCAUCAAUCUCGUGAUUAAACUCAAGGCCACCAAAAACUAACACCAUCUCAACGAACAAAAACGAAAAGACCACGACCACGAACUCACUCCGAGCAAGACAAACGAGGCAUCAAGUUGAAGACACCUAAGAGGAAGAAGAAAAGAUGACGUCCGGACUCAACAGACAGGCUUCCUCCUCCACGCAGUCUUUGCCACCAGAACCUCUGGACAUUGCACAGAGCAAAGGUAACUCCCGGCGAGUUCGCCUCAAUGUGGGAGGCCUCACCCAUGAGGUGCUGUGGCGGACCCUCGAGCGGCUGCCCCGCACAAGGCUCGGCCGCUUACGUGACACGAAUGCGCACGACACCGUCAUGGAACUGUGCGAUGACUACAGCCUCGCAGACAACGAAUACUUCUUCGACAGGCACCCGGGGGCCUUUUCCUCCAUCCUAAACUUCUACCGCACUGGCAAGUUGCACAUGAUGGAGGAGAUGUGCGCGUUGUCAUUCAGCCAGGAGCUUGACUACUGGGGCAUCGAUGAGAUCUACCUGGAGUCUUGCUGCCAGGCGAGGUACCACCAGAAGAAGGAGCAGAUGAAUGAGGAGCUGCGGAGGGAGGCAGAGAGUGCCCGUGAGCGCGAGGCCGAAGAGUUCGACGCCACAUGCUGCGCGGAAAAGCGCAAGAAGCUCUGGGAUCUCCUGGAGAAGCCCAAUUCUUCUGUGGCGGCCAAGAUGCUCGCCAUCAUCUCCAUCCUGUUCAUCGUGCUGUCCACGAUCGCGCUGUCGCUCAACACACUGCCUGAGCUGCAGCACAAGGACGAGUACGGCCACUUCACGGACAACCCGAGCCUGGCGCACGUCGAGGCCGUGUGCAUCGCGUGGUUCACCACCGAGUACAUGCUGCGCUUCCUCUCCUCGCCCAACAAAUGGAAGUUCUUCAAAGGCGCUCUCAACGUCAUUGACCUGCUCGCCAUCCUGCCCUACUACAUCACCAUCUUCCUCACCGAGUCCAACAAGAGUGUGCUGCAGUUCCAGAAUGUGCGUCGCGUCGUCCAGAUCUUCAGAAUCAUGAGGAUCUUGAGGAUCCUCAAGCUGGCUCGCCACUCAACGGGCCUCCAGUCGCUGGGCUUCACGCUUCGCCGCAGCUACAACGAGCUCGGCCUGCUCAUCCUCUUCCUCGCCAUGGGCAUCAUGAUCUUCUCCAGCCUCGUAUUCUUUGCCGAGAAGGACGAGCAAGACACCAAGUUUAAGAGCAUCCCGGCAUCCUUCUGGUGGGCAACCAUCACCAUGACCACGGUGGGCUAUGGGGACAUCUACCCACAGACACUGCUCGGCAAGAUCGUGGGUGGCCUUUGCUGCAUCGCGGGCGUGCUCGUCAUCGCGCUGCCCAUCCCCAUCAUCGUAAACAACUUCAGCGAGUUCUACAAGGAACAGAAGCGGCAGGAGAAGGCGGUGAAACGGCGUGAGGCGCUCGAGCGAGCCAAGCGCAAUGGCAGCAUCGUGUCGAUGAACUCUAAGGAGGCAUGCGCCCGUGGCCUGGAGCUGUCCGACAUGUCUCAGCGCCACGGCUCCAGCAUCGAGGUGCACAAGGAGAAGGAGGCCGAUGCUCUGCUGCAGCAGCAGCGCUCGCCAGGCCGCUGGAAAUGGGGGCGUCGCUCUGUGACCUCCCUCGUGGAGACUGGCUCAGUCAAAUCCCUCGAGCUCAAGACGAGCGAGUCACCCAGCCCGCGGGAAAAGCGGGCUACGGAGGCGACCGAUAACGUGGAGGCGGCGGCUGCGGCAUCGACCGACUUUGCUGGCACCACCUCGAACCCAGUGCCCGGAGACUCACAAAGGCUGAGCGUGGAGCGGUUGGAGGAGAUGUUCGACGAGAUGGCAAAGUCUCGGCCCCCCGUGGACCCGAUGACCCUGUCCGCGAGCUCGGGGGAGCGGCCUCCAAUGGUCGCAGAGGGGCGGACGGGCCCGCUGCCCACCGUCUCCUCGGACUUGCACUUCCAGGGGCUGACAGGCAGCAUGGGCAGAGAGCAGCACCCAGAGAUGCGAAGCUUCUCCAGCGUCGACAGCUUCACAAGCUGCACCUCCGAGUUCCUGGACAGCGACCGCCCACUCAGCUUCAUGUCCGGCCUGUCCGAAGUGGCCGGCGAUCCACGGCCCAAGCCCCUGCCCAUUAUCAGCGAGUGCGGCAAGGGCGUCACGCCAUGGACCAAGCUGCCGGCAGGGGUGCGGUCCAGCUGGCACGUCGGCGACGCGCACACCCCGCUCCAGCGUCAGCAGCACCACAAGGCUCCUUUUGGCAGCGCUCAGAGAGAGGCCUGCGGCAGCAUCAGGAGCCGCCCCGUGCAUCCUGCUGCCGCCACCACCGCGGCGAAUCCGUGGAGCAACAAGGGCUGGAGCAGCCUGGCGGAGCUGAGCACGCAGCCGCUGGCACUGGGUGCCGUGGGGAAGGGUCUGUCUGGGUCGUCCCUCGGUGCCACGCAACCGGGCGGAAAUACGGCCGAGGCAGCCGCGAAGCAGCCCAACUCUGGCAUGCUGCCGUCGAGGGAGAAUGACGACAACAGCGCCGGCGGCACUGGGGACGGUGCGGCGAGACCGUCCAGGUCCCACUUCUGCGACGACGGCGGUGCCGUCCGGGAAACCCGCGCGGCCUCCCAGGGAGAAGCCAACCACGUGGAGGCGGCGCUGCCUCCGGCCACCGCCCGCCGCUUCGAUGGCCACGUCGCGGAGCCCGGGUAUGGACAGAACCACGUGCGCGCCACGUCGGCGCCGCUCGAUCACAAGGUGCUCCUGGCGCCGGAGGGAGACGCCACCGAAGACGCAGACGCGCUGUCAACCGUGUGCGAGACCAGCAUGUGAGAGCGCCCCCCUUCCACCCAACGCGGGACGUGAAAACCAACUCGGCGAGUGGUGGUGCCACGCGACUAGCCGGCGGUGUAGAGAAGCUGAAUCGUCGCCGCCGUGCGUGGCGGGCGGUUGGUGCCGUACCGGCCGAGUGUGCGGAAGGUGCCGUGUGGGGCGAGGGUGUGGGAGGUGCCGUGUGGGGCGAGCGUGCGGGAAGUGCCGGCGCGGCUGGAGGAGCCGGCAUGAUGGGUGCCAUUACGCGGCACGCGCACUGAUAGUCCAAUGAGACGCGAGAGCCCUUCCUGGGAACUGCCCCGGAGGAUGCUUUUGCUGGUGUUUUUCUCCCAUCUUCAUUCAAUUAUUUUUGUAUCCAUUCUGUUAAAUUCAGGGAUACAGACAAACGGUGGGCAUUAUAUUAUGGGCAACCGGGUAUCGUUCGGUUGGCUGCCGAUGCGAAAGAGGAAACGGCAAUGGAUGACUACAGUGGCGGAAAUAAAUUGUGUUUAAUUAAUCUUUAAUUCAUCUUACAAAUCCUGUGCAGUGAGCCGAUUCCGAUGAAUUAUCCCCGAAGUAAGACUGAGAGUGGUGUUUUCUGAUGGGAGGAUGGCAUCUUCGCCUCCCAAUAAGGCACGUAAUGUUGCCCGAUUACCGGCUUAAUCCUCGGAAACGCACGCCACCACGAUCCGUGCGUGGUUCCACGGUGCUGGAAGGGAAAACCUCUCGGGAAUUGAGAUAAUUAUUGGCACGCUAAUAAAGCUCGCAGCGAACAUUACGAGUUGCCGCUGUUGUCGCCCGCGUUUGUUUGUUUCACACUUGAGGAUGCUUAGUUUUGUCGCGACAUGCCUUUUUGCUGGUUUGGAAUGACAACAGCGUGCAAUAAUCCGUCCCGUCAGGAGGAAUAAUCGACACAAAAAACCUACUCCAGUCGCACAAAACUCACAAGCAGAAUGUAAACACUUUACUUUCAUACUUUUAUCAGCGGAGCUGCAAAUUAUGCAUAUGUAAAUGGGACAUUUGGGCUUUUUGUGUUGGUUUGUUUCAUUUCAUUAGCUCCGCAGAGAUACGCCGAAAACAAGCUUCACAAGCAUUUGCACCGCCUCUCCCGAUGGUCAUCCCUAGCCAUCGCCGGCAGCGGAUGGGAAUGAAAAUUGACCAGAGCAAGCAGCCAGCGAACAGCCCUCUCCUCUUCUCAUUCCAUUCCUCAUCAGACAAAAAAGGAAGCACUUUGUGGAGGAUACGUUUCAUAAUGAACGAGAGUGAACGGCAAAUGGAAACGCUUCCCGCAAGAUCUUCCCAGGAGCCCAGAUGAUCGGGUCCUGGAUAUCGGCAUGCUCGCUCUGUUACCACAAUGGUGGUUCAUCCGAAUACCAGUCGCAACGGGAGGUCCUGUAACAUCGUUAAAGUAUCAAUCUCAUGCAUUGCUAAUGCUCGCUUUAAAUACUAGUUAUAAUGGUGUAGAAUGCAUCAACUGCCCUCCACAAACACACACACUGGUGCUCAGUCAUUCAGAUGCAUACACACACAUGCAUCUGUAUUCUCUAUCAUACAUGUACACACAUAUACUCACACUCGCAUUCGUGCGCGCUACCCCUCGUUUCGUCUCGACCCCUCCUCCCCUCCACCAUCUCACACUGACCUAACGACCAUUUCCAUGGUCGCUUCACCUUCACAACCGUUCACCGUAACGGCGGAGACGCGAGGCUCUGGCACCCGGCUACGAAAACAAAACAACUGACACCACAGACGCUUAGAUCCACGCGCAGGUUCCUUUCCGUUUGUAACGAUUUUUUAUUUUACUUUCCAUGCCCCCACAACAAAGCCGCCCCCUGAUCCGAGUAUGCUAAUCAUACGUCCCAUCCGCCUGUGGUCUGCUCACGGUUCACCUCGCCCAUCGCUUGCCGAGCUCUUGUCGAGACGACUCCGAUAACAGUGGCGGUGGUUGUGUUUCUUGGGGUGGUGUUUAUGCUAAUAAUGGUGGUGGUCAUGGUGGUGGUGAUGAUGAUGCUGUUGUGAAUGCCAAAAGAGAAAACUGAACAAAAAGGUAAAACAAAAAAUCCUGCCAAAUGUAAGGGGUAGGAGGAGUACACGAGGCCACCACCCCUGACCGUGACCCCAACCCCAGACCCAAACUGCACUGCCAACAUAAACGUUAGCCCAACUCUUGAUGCUAACUAGCUAAGCACACAUAUCCAGUAGCUCUGCCGAGAGCCUAACCACGACAGUCAACUCGACUCUACACCUGCUCCCAACCCUAACCACAAUAACUAGAUACCACCUCUAAACACAAUCGCACUCUACCCAAACGCUUGCCCUCACCAGUAACCCGAAACAGCCCCAAGCACUGGCCCUACCCAUAACCCUAACCAUAGCACUUAGCACGCUGGCCAAGCAGCCCCAAACAGUACUCCUAUUUCUUACCUCAACCACACUUGCUGACAUAACUCUCUCGUCCUAAGCACACGAACCAACUAGCCUCUAAGAUGAGACCAGCCCCGAACCCUACCCACACUACCGGCCGUCUGGGACGCUCUUCCUUCCAAUAUUAGGAAGCCACUGGAGGUAUGCACUUUUACAUCUACAUUGAGAACUCAAUUCUUUAGAACUGCGUUUUGUGUUUAAUCUAGUGUCCUUCCCCCGCACCUGAUUAGCAUGGUUGGCUACGUACGGUGUGAAAGAAGUGCAACAUACAUACACGGAACCAGUCCCCAUCACUGGCCCUACCUCUGAAACCAUUCCUAUCACGAGCCCCACAUCGGGGCUCUGCGCAAUCCCCUUGUCCGUUUUUAUUCUCUUUUCAGGUUUAGUUUUUACAUCGCUGGGAUGAAGGGAUCAUUGUAACCAGGGCAGAGUGGCUGUGACAGGAGUGACACCGCCGUGACCUCGUACACAGAUAGGCGGUGAAGACUUCUUACCCCUCGCCAUAAUGCAGUUGUGAAGUCUGCAGACUUUUACGACGUGGUAAUGACAAACUGUAAACCAAUAACAGCAGCCACAACAAAAUACAGCUGCGAUGCGCAAUUAACGACAUGUAAUGGGCAAAGUGAUUUCCGACCCAAUUGAGCUGGCAGGAGUAGGUGUCUGAUAGGUCAUCUGUGCAGAGUUUUGAGUGCUGUCCCGUCGUAGGGGUGAACACAGUGGUCUCCUGCCACGCCCGAAAACUCGAGGCAAUUGGCCAAACAUCCCAAUGCAGAAACCUUGAGACACAUCAGAGGCUUUUUCCUAGAGUAACAAAAUGAAUUAUCAAACACGAGUGCAAUAUGAGCCAAUAUGAAAAUACUGGGCUGAGAAGUUACUGAUAGUAAACGGUCAUUUAAAUAAAAAAUCAGGAAGACACUGCAAAGAUUUGGUGGCCUCCAGCCAGCCAACAGAACAAUGAGAGUUGUAGCGAAUGAACGGUCCGACUCGCCUUACGCGAGGGAGGUAGCGAAUUGAAUGGAUGGCUGUGCGCGAUACGGGACACAUGGUCGGGUGCAAUAAAGUAUCGCGCGAUUAUCCGAGAGAUCGUUGACCUUCACAUAACGUGCAAGUCAACACACUUCUUGGAGAGAAGCAAGUGAUGUUUAGCCGUGUCUGUCCUUGUUUUGCCACGGCCCGUAUCAAACUAGAGCCGUGUUUUACAUACUCGUGAAUACAAUGGGCGCAGAGUGCGGGUGUACAGACUCCGAUGCGUCCUGUCUGUCUGUGUGCUGCUCGUGUCUCUGUGGGCUUGUCUCGAUGUCUCCGGUGUAGCCUGCACGUGUCCGCAUGUCUCCCUGUCCCCGUGUCACACCUUGCUGUGAUGGUGAAAGAUGCUUUGUUUUUAAGUCUUCCCAGUGCAAAUUCCAGCUGUGCCCAUGAGCGAGAAAGCCAGUUUCAGGCGGGCAGCUGCUGGUAACCCGGUUUAAUCACCACCGACAAAAUCACCGACUCCCCAUUGAGGCAAACGCAAACGUACGGCGGCGCUACGCCCGCUCGCGCACACCACCGCUCGAGCGAAUUCUCGAUGGCACUUGGUCUACUCGUCCACGUUGACCGCGCGUCUUGAAAACGUUGGGUGUAUCCACAUUUUACCUCGCCACACGCGAAUCGACUAACAGUCAUGCAUUCGUCAAUAACACUGCUUUUAAAGAAAAACAAUAUAUAUGAUAGAGACCUGGAAGAGGAUGGUCAGAGACUGUUAGGGUAUAUCUUGGAUGUUGCGUGUCGACUUUGGUGAAGUUGCGGGAUCUGGCGAAGGGGAGAGAGCAUUGGCAGCAAGGAGCUGGUGGUGGCAGCAGUGGCUGACCUCACGAUCACAUCCCGAUCUUGAUUGGUCACUUCUGGCGUGGUGGACUGCGAUUUGUCAGACCUGUCGAUUUUACAAAGUACUUAUAUUGAAAUAAACAGCACUUAUUGGAAUUAAUAUUCUGCUUGCAAAGCCAGCAAAAGUUCCCUCCAUGGCAGAGAACCGCACUUUGCGGCAGCGCACUGGUCUGCUCGUGUCAGCAAACUCGUGCAGCAGGGACCGUGUUGUCGCACCUGCAACCACUUCACGCAGCCUCCUCCCUCCUCGCUAGAUGAGUGGACGUCCCGGGAAUUUCAGCGAUGGCUUAUUCCAAUUCGUUCGUGAACUUUGCAUAAUGUGUAUAUAUAUAUCUGUCUCUACACGCGUAUUACGAUUAUUAUUUAUUUUUGCUUCAAUAUUGCGUCAUCGCUCGAGUCUCCUGCAGCAUGUUUUACCUCCGCUGCAAGGACUUCCAACGGUGGGUCUCAACCUAACCAGCGCACGCGUGCGUGCGUGCGUGGCCCUAUACAUAACCGUGACGAGCCAAGACGACCACACCACCCCUCCUAGCCCCACUCGUGGCGGAGGUGCCCCACCUCGGGAGCUCGCCAGCGCGCCAGGGCGGCGAACGGACGUGGGUCAGAACCUGAACUCUCAGCCUCAAUCACCGCUCAUCUGCAAGGCUGCUUUAGAGUCCCUGUCGAUGACUCAACUACUCACCCACCCACCCAUCCUGGUCCUUGGAGUGGUGCGAAAUAUGUUCAACCUGGCUGCUCUAUAUCACAACCUCCGUACAGGAAAGAAGUUGGUAGGGCAUCGCCCCCCAACCACAACUGGGGCAGUGCACAAUUAAACACUCGGGGAGUGGCGUGCCACCCACGCUAGACCGACAAAGCUAAGACUUGUGGGCCAAGGGCGAAACGAUGGUCGGCUCGUGGUUGGUGGAAGCAGGACAGACUCUCAUUGGCUGACAGGAGCGAGGCGACGCCGUUAGCUCGCGGCUUGUUGCGGCGUGGCACUGGGACGGGCAUUUGUGAAGCUGUUAAUUGGUAAUGCAAUGUACUAAUGAAUGUCUGAAUGUAAAGGCACAGACUAUUUAAAGUAUUAUUGUACAGAAAUGAAUACUAAAACAUACAACAGAGGCCAAUGUAUGAAACGGUAAAGGGACAAUAUGUACUAUACAGAGUGAAAUUAUUAUAGUUGUGUAAUUUAUAAUUAAACUAAUACGAUAAUUUAUAAACUGGGCAAUUACCAAUUUUGCACCUUACGUGAACCCUUCCCCCUCCCCUCUUGGUGGAUGUUCUCUGUUCGCUGUGCAUUGCUGUUCUGUUUGGGCCAUGCACGUGGACACGUGAGCUCGUGAGAGUGUCAGUGGGGAAUUUGCUUCAACUUUCUCCAUUUUUAAAAGCAAUAACGUGUUCUUUUCCCGUUUUGGCUUUCGGUUCACUGUCAAUGUGCCACUCGGCAAGGUGCAUUCCUCCUCCUUUUAACGGAUGUUGUUUCCGCGUCGUGACCCCCGUCCUCCGUCUCGUUAUAUGUGCCUGCUCGCCACGGCGUCCGUAACGCAGCGUGGACUGCCGCUGGCGAGGUUGGUUCUCCCUCGGAUCUAGGUUGAGGAGUGUAAACAAACUCCACUCCGGGUUUCCCGGCCUCGGGUGAUAACGUGUGUAGGCGGAUCGACUGAAAAAAUUUAAUUCCGAAAACUGGCAGUGGCUUCGUCCUCAUAGGUGCUUUCUCAGAGACCCAUAGGCUCACAUAGAGAUAGACUCACACAGGACUCACUCACAUACAGACUCAUACACUGACAAAGAGACCAAUAAACUCGCAAUGAGACCCACAGACGUGCAGAGACCCAUUGAUACACUUGAAUGCGCAGACAGUGGCUUCAUCAUCAGCACUUUCUAACAGAGGCUCAUCGACUCACAUAGAUACCUGCAGGCUAAAAAAAAGACUCAUAGCCUCACGCCUCACAUGCAGACCCACUGCGAAACUGUAAUGAACUGGCAGUGACUGGCCAGAGAUCCACAGCCUUUACAAAGAGACCCCUUGAGUAAUUGGCCUGCACUGGUGGAGGCAGUGGAGAACUGGUCUGGCGGAGCCCAGCAGGCGGCAUGAUGAUUACUGGACAUCUGUGAAAAGAGCUUUAUAGCUCAUCGAAUUUCUCCAGGAAAAAUAAAGAUUCUGAUUUCAGAUGGAGCAAAGGAGCAACCGCACGUGCUGGAACCAACCAAUGAUUUUUGAUUCAUACGUAAAUGGCUUCAGGUCACCCCUCCAGCCACUGGAAGUACUCGUGGGGUAACCGUGCUUAUGCGACCCGCUAGCGUCCGGAAGUUUCGUGGAGGGCUCCCUUCGGUGGAACAACCACACCAGCUCAGUAGUCCCACGGGACCACAGCCACGGCCUCCAAGGUCUAUUUCCAGGCUGGCAAGGUUUAUGAUGUCACGUUCUCUCACGUGAGGUCCAUGAUGUCACAUUCUCACGCGUGACAGCCUGAGAGCGUGGCUUUGACAGUUGGUGAUGGAGAACAAUAUUUUGGCUGGAGGGAACUCGGUCAGGUCAUCCAUCAGACACGUCACGUGUUCCUGGGUCGUGCUUCCGAGGUCAUGUCACACACCCCACUCGUGUCCGGGCUGACCAAUUAGCCGCACAAAGCAGCUAACUUGGUCAGCCAUUGCACCUUCUGUGUACGCGGCACACAUACAAUAAUGCGUGAUUUCAAUGUAAUCAUGUCAUGGAGUAAUUUAGAUGAUUUUUUGUUUAAGUUUUCCAACUAGGGUUGAAAGUGUUAAUGCUUCAUCUUGGUCUGUUUAUCUGUGUGUAGCGGGGGCUGGGGUUUGGAGUCGCAGUAAUCAGCAUCAAGUUCAUCCCAAAUGAAUAAAUCAUUUUUUUACAUAUAUAAAGCCUUGUUGCUAUUUUUGAAUUACUCUAUGCACGACUCCAAAAGUUAGAGAUCAAAACCAGCGCUUAAAGGAUAAGCCUUGUCGGCCAAGGUGAUGAAGUCAUUAUGUGUGAGGUCUCGUGGUGCGGCUGAGAGGGUAGCGUCAUUAUCGCUGAUUAAACAGUCCCGAGGACAACACGCAUGCUGACAAUCAUUACAGAACCCAUAUGCGUGAUCGGUCUUCCCGGCUGUAUUUUAUUUCAUUUAUUGUUUUUAUUUCCUGUUUGUGUUAUUAUUGUAUUUCUGUGCGUUGUAUUUUGUUACACUGUGUAAUUCAUUGUGUUUAUUCUAUUUCAAACGUCUCCCGCACCCACAAGUCCACAACCACAAUUCCACAACCCACAAAUCCACAACCAACAAUUCCACAACCCACAAAUCCACAACCAACAAAUCCACAACCAACAAUUCCACAACCAACAAUUCCACAACCAACAAUUCCACAACCAACAAAUCCACAACCAACAAUUCCACAACCAACAAAUCCACAACCAACAAUUCCACAACCAACAAUUCCACAACCAACAAUUCCACAACCAACAAGUCCACAACCAACAAUUCCACAAACAACAAGUCCACAACCAACAAAUCCACAACCAACAAUUCCACAACCAACAAUUCCACAACCAACAAUUCCACAACCAACAAGUCCACAACCAACAUGUCCACAACCAACAAUUCCACAACCAACAAUUCCACAACCAACAAUUCCACAACCAACAAGUCCACAACCAACAAAUCCACAACCAACAAUUCCACAACCAACAAUUCCACAACCAACAAAUCCACAACCAACAAUUCCACAACCAACAAUUCCACAACCAACAAUUCCACAACCAACAAGUCCACAACCAACAAAUCCACAACCAACAAUUCCACAACCAACAAUUCCACAACCAACAAGUCCACAACCAACAAUUCCACAACCAACAAUUCCACAACCAACAAGUCCACAACCAACAAAUCCACAACCAACAAUUCCACAACCAACAAUUCCACAACCAACAAGUCCACAACCAACAAUUCCACAACCAACAAUUCCACAACCAACAAUUCCACAACCAACAAUUCCACAACCAACAAGUCCACAACCAACAAAUCCACAACCCACAACCAACAAUUCCACAACCAACAAGUCCACAACCAACAAUUCCACAACCAACAAGUCCACAACCAACAAUUCCACAACCAACAAGCCCACAACCAACAAUUCCACAACCAAUAAUUCCACAACCAACAAUUCCACAACCAACAAUUCCACAACCAACAAUUCCACAACCAACAUGUCCACAACCAACAAUUCCACAACCAACAAGUCCACAACCAACAAUUCUACAACCAACAAGCCCACAACCAACAAUUCCACAACCAAUAAUUCCACAACCAACAAGUCCACAACCAACAAUUCCACAACCAACAAUUCCACAACCAACAAUUCCACAACCAACAAUUCCACAACCAACAAUUCCACAACCAACAUGUCCACAACCAACAAUUCCACAACCAACAAGUCCACAACCAACAAUUCCACAACCCACAACCAACAAUUCCACAACCAACAAUUCCACAACCAACAUGUCCACAACCAACAAUUCCACAACCAACAAUUCCACAACCAACAAGUCCACAACCAACAAUUCCACAACCAACAAUUCCACAACCAACAAUUCCACAACCAACAAUUCCACAACCAACAAGUCCACAACCAACAAUUCCACAACCAACAAUUCCACAACCAACAAUUCCACAACCAACAAUUCCACAACCAACAAGUCCACAACCAACAAUUCCACAACCAACAAUUCCACAACCAAAAAUUCCACAACCAACAAUUCCACAACCAAUAAGUUCACAACCAACAUGUCCACAACCAACAAUUCCACAACCAACAAGUCCACAACCAACAAUUCCACAACCAACAAUUCCACAACCAACAAUUCCACAACCAACAAUUCCACAACCAACAAGUCCACAACCAACAAUUCCACAACCAACAAUUCCACAACCAACAAUUCCACAACCAACAAUUCCACAACCAACAAGUCCACAACCAACAAUUCCACAACCAACAAUUCCACAACCAACAAUUCCACAACCAACAAUUCCACAACCAAUAAGUCCACAACCAACAUGUCCACAACCAACAAUUCCACAACCAACAAGCCCACAACCAACAACCGACCAAGUAAUCUCUCAAGGCGCAAUUUUCCUCUUCAAACUCCAGCCGCAAACACAGCGCCUUUGGCCUGUCACACGUGGCCACGUUAGAUCAACCACUGCUGACAUCCCAUGAAGUGGCACCGACUUAAAAUGCCCCUGGGGGGAUGGACUAAAUCCCUCUCUGACAGGGAUGUGAAAUUUCAACUUUGUAAUUGUAAGUCAAGAGCUCUUACAGCGACACCACCUUGCAGCCAGAUUAUUCAUAGAAUUACGUUGUAGUAAUAUAAUUGCUGAGGCCACCAAAGUCAAGCGUGUGUAUCAUGAAUCUAGGCCACUGCGUAAAAGCCAGGGUGGUGGUGGCUUGGGCUUGCUGCCCACACGGAUAAUCUCACAGAUUCCCCAUCACCAGUGGAGGCGCUGUCUCUUUGAUGUCCAGGCAUGUCACCAUUCUCCGAUGCACACCAUUCAAAUGUCACAAUUUCUUGUCAUUAUUUGAUUCAGAAAUCGAUUCCUUAUUUUUCUGAUUGGUCGUAGUGUCUUGUCUUCAUUGCCCAUGUCACUUGUAUUGUCUUCAUUGUGCUGUCUUUCAGAGUUAAAGUGAUUUCUGGCUCAGUUGGUACUGGGGUGGAGCUCAUCAACUGUUUACAGCCCUGAGUUAGUGGGAAUAUUCCACAUUCCUAUGAAAGGGGCGAGUCUAUCACUGAUGACCUCCCCACAAAGUGGUGCUUAUUUUAUCAACCCCAGGGGGGUGAUCGGCUGAGUCAGCCCCCAACCAAGAUUUGAACUCGCCACCAUUGGAUGCAAGCCACUGACUCUGACUCUUAGCCACUUGUUUGGUUGAGAAAGUGCUGUCUGUACCUGUCUGGUCGGUACUGUUUGUCUCAUCCACACUGCAUGUCACUGUACUGCCUCGUUCUCAUGGUCUCAUUAGUACUGGCUACACUAUGUUGUUCAUCUUAUUUGUAUUUUCUAGUUUGUCCGCUUUGUCUGCCUCGUCUGUGCGUUGGUGUCUCUUGCAAUGCUGCGUGCCGCGUUCCUUUGUACCGUGCGUCUAGUCCAUCUCGAUUGCUCUUGCACGUCUGCUCUGUAACUGUUCACCUCGUUUGUUCUGACCCUUACAGCCUCAUCACAUUUGCAUACAAUUAUAAAUGUACAUGUGGAGAUAUUAAUCUAUUCCUACAUUUCAACCUCCAAAGUCCAGCCCUAGGCAAUCAAACCUAGCUCACCAGCUACGAGCAGUGUCUGACCCGAAACCACGAGCCAACCGACUUCUUGUACAUAGCGAACAGAUUAUCACGGUUAUCUAUGUACAGUGUGAAAGAAGUUCAACGUACAUACAUAGUGAACAGGUUAAGCAAAUCCUAGCCCUACCACUUACCAGCAUGCCGACUGACCACGAGUCACAGCUCCACCACUGAUUCGAACCACAAAAGUGCCGCUUUUCACUCUUCGUUAUUUUCCCAGUGUUCAGUGUUCAUGACGCUCAAGGUAGAAUGUGCAAAUUGAGCUUCGCACUUUGUUCUAUCUCUGCCUCCUGCAGGUCAAAAUAUAAAACAAACGACAAAAUGAAAUAUUCUUAGGUUUUUUCGGUAAAGUCAAGAAUAUGAAUCCUUGCAGUCACGAAAGCUUCAAAUCUAGACAAAAUGAAAACUCAAAUAAAUUAAAGUCCCGGAUCCCUGUGGAGGGGUCACGCUGGAGGAGGUGAUGUAUCCGUGCCUGUCCCGUCUGUUUAUCUGUCGGAAUGUUCUUAUGAAGCCCUGAUGUUCUACCAAAUCUGAACUGUCAUGCUAGUGUAUGAUUAUUAAAGCUGAAUAAUGAGAAUAUGAACAUUAAAGUAUUUUUUAAAAACCAA